Molecule: messenger RNA, 594 nt
Organism: Saccoglossus kowalevskii
Lineage: Eukaryota; Metazoa; Hemichordata; Enteropneusta; Harrimaniidae
Source: RefSeq, a predicted model, not a curated record
AUGAUCAAAAGUAUUUAUAAUGACCUUUGCAAAAAAUACAAGGAGAAUGAAGUUCAGAUUGUGUGCCCCUCUGGAGCAGCUUGUAGCGUGUAUGAUGUUGAGAGAGGACCAGGCAAGGCUAAAACAGUGCACCACUACUUCGGUAUAGGAUUGGCUGACAAGUCGUAUGAUUCCAUCAUAGAAAAUACAAAAGAGACAACAUGUGGUAAAAUUCAGCAACUCAAGGUCUUGAUAAUAGAUGAGAUUUCAAUGAUGAGUGCCAGAAUAUUUAAUCUUGUAUCAAAGCUAGCAAUGCAUUGCAGGGGUAUCAACCAACCAUUUGGUGGAAUGCAAGUCAUUGGAGUUGGGGAUUUCUACCAACUGCCUCCAGUAGCAGACUAUAUUGACCCUGGCCAGUAUGCCUUUUUGUCACCACUUUUCAAACCAACAUUUAAGCACAACGUUCUUCUGCAUACUGUAUAUAGACAGCAUCAGGAUGACCCAGAACUACUGGAUGCAUUAAAUUGCAUACGAGUUGGGAAUUGUGAUUUGAAGACAGCAGAGUUCCUAAAAACAUUAAACCGAGAGUUGCCAAAUAAAGAGAAUGUAACAUAG